AUGGCCGCCCAGGGAGAACCCUGCUACCAGGCGGCGCAGUCGGACCCGGGCUCCAACAGCGAGCGCAGCACAGACUCGCCCAUGCCGGGUUCCGAGGACGACCUGGUCGCUGGGGCGCCCUUGCAUAGCCCCGAGUGGAGCGAGGAACGCUUCCGCGUGGACAGGAAGAAACUUGAGGCCAUGUUACAAGCUGCUGCUGAAGGAAAAGGCAAAAGUGGGGAAGACUUUUUUCAGAAGAUCAUGGAGGAAACAAAUACGCAGAUUGCUUGGCCAUCAAAACUGAAGAUUGGAGCCAAAUCCAAGAAAGAUCCCCAUAUUAAGGUUUGUGGAAAGAAAGAAGAUGUUAAGGAGGCCAAGGAAAUGAUCAUGUCUGUCUUAGACACAAAAAGCAAUCGAGUCACCUUGAAGAUGGAUGUUUCACAUACAGAACAUUCUCAUGUAAUCGGCAAAGGUGGCAACAAUAUUAAAAAAGUGAUGGAAGAAACGGGAUGCCACAUCCACUUUCCAGAUUCCAACAGGAAUAACCAAGCAGAAAAAAGCAACCAGGUAUCUAUAGCAGGACAACCAGCAGGAGUAGAAUCUGCCCGAGUUAGAAUUAGGGAGCUGCUUCCUUUGGUGCUGAUGUUUGAGUUACCAAUCGCUGGAAUUCUUCAGCCAGUUCCCGAUCCUAACUCCCCCUCGAUUCAGCACAUAUCACAAACGUACAACAUUUCAGUGUCAUUUAAACAGCGUUCUCGAAUGUAUGGUGCUACUGUGAUAGUACGAGGGUCUCAGAAUAACACCAGCGCUGUGAAGGAAGGAACUGCCAUGCUGUUGGAACACCUUGCUGGGAGCUUGGCAUCAGCUAUUCCUGUGAGCACACAACUAGAUAUAGCAGCUCAACAUCAUCUCUUUAUGAUGGGUCGAAAUGGAAGCAACAUCAAACAUAUCAUGCAAAGGACAGGUGCUCAGAUCCACUUUCCUGACCCUAGUAAUCCACAAAAGAAAUCCACCGUCUACCUCCAGGGCACCAUUGAGUCCGUCUGUCUUGCAAGGCAAUAUCUCAUGGGUUGUCUUCCUCUUGUGUUGAUGUUUGAUAUGAAGGAAGAAAUUGAAGUUGAUCCACAGUUCAUUGCUCAGCUGAUGGAACAGCUCGAUGUCUUCAUCAGUAUUAAACCAAAGCCAAAACAACCAAGCAAGUCUGUGAUUGUGAAAAGUGUUGAGCGAAAUGCCUUAAAUAUGUAUGAAGCAAGGAAAUGUCUUCUUGGACUUGAAAGCAGUGGGGUUACCAUAGCAACCAGUCCGUCCCCAGCAUCGUGCCCUGCCGGCCUGGCUUGUCCCAGCCUGGACAUCUUAGCUUCGGCAGGUCUUGGACUCACUGGACUAGGUCUUUUGGGGCCUACCACCUUAUCUCUAAACACAUCAACAACCCCAAAUUCACUCUUGAAUGCUCUUAAUAGCUCAGUCAGUCCUUUGCAAAGUCCAAGUUCUGGCACCCCCAGCCCCACAUUGUGGGCACCCCCACUUGCUAACACUUCAAGUGCCACAGGUUUUUCUGCUAUACCACAUCUUAUGAUUCCAUCUACUGCCCAAGCCACAUUAACCAAUAUUUUGUUGUCUGGAGUACCCACCUAUGGGCACACAGCUCCAUCUCCUCCUCCUGGUUUGACUCCUGUUGAUGUCCAUAUCAACAGUAUGCAGACAGAAGGCAAAAAAAUCUCUGUUUCUUUAAAUGGACAUGCACAGUCUCCAAACAUAAAAUACGGUACAAUAUCCACUUCAUCACUUGGAGAAAAAGUACUGAGUGGGAAUCACAGUGAUCCAUCUAGACAAACAACUGGAUCUGAGCAGGCAUCUCCCCAAUCAAAUCCUGCAGAAGGUUGUAAUGAUGCUUUUGUUGAAGUAGGCAUGCCUCGAAGUCCUUCUCAUUCUGGGAAUGCAGGUGACCUGAAACAGAUGCUGGGUCCCUCCAAAGUUUCCUGUGCCAAGAGGCAGACAGUAGAACUGUUACAGGGCACGAAAAACUCACAUUUACACAGUACUGACAGACUGCUCUCAGAUCCUGAACUAAGUGCUGCAGAAAGUCCUUUGGCUGACAAGAAGGCUCCUGGAAGUGAGCGUGCGGCCGAGAGGGCCGCAGCUGCCCAGCAGAACUCUGAAAGGGCUCGCCUGGCCCCACAGCCAUCAUAUGUCAAUAUGCAGGCAUUUGACUAUGAACAAAAGAAGCUAUUAGCAACCAAAGCGAUGUUAAAGAAACCAGUGGUGACGGAGGUCAGAACACCCACAAAUACCUGGAGUGGCCUUGGGUUUUCUAAAUCCAUGCCUGCUGAAACAAUAAAGGAGCUGAGAAGGGCCAACCAUGUGUCCUAUAAGCCCACAAUGACAACCACUUUUGAGGGCUCAUCAGUGUCCCUCUCAAGGUCCAACAGUCGUGAACACUUGGGAAGUGGAGGUGAAUCUGGUAACUGGAGAGACCGAAAUGGAAUAGGACCCACGAGUCCUAGUGAAUUUGCUGGUUCUAUUGGCAGCCCGAAACGAAAACAGAAUAAAUCAACGGAGCACUAUCUCAGCAGUAGCAAUUACAUGGACUGCAUUUCUUCGCUGACAGGAAGCAAUGGCUGUAAUUUGAACAGCUCUUUCAAAGGCUCUGACCUCCCUGAGCUCUUUAGCAAACUGGGCCUGGGCAAAUACACAGAUGUCUUCCAGCAACAAGAGAUCGAUCUUCAGACAUUCCUCACUCUCACAGAUCAGGAUCUGAAGGAGCUGGGAAUUACGACUUUUGGUGCCAGGAGGAAAAUGCUGCUUGCAAUCUCAGAACUCAAUAAAAAUCGAAGAAAGCUUUUUGAACCCCCAAGUGCACGUACCUCUUUCCUGGAAGGCGGAGCAAGUGGGAGGCUACCCCGUCAGUAUCACUCAGACAUUGCUAGUGUCAGUGGCCGCUGGUAGCAGUACCCUCCAGGUGCACACCACCAACUCUGUCAAGUUGGACACAGGAGAUCUGUGAACUGCCUUCACUGCACACCAUCCUCAGUCCUCUGGGUGUCUGUUAUCAGGACCAAAGCAUUUUAUUCACACCUGAACUUAGUGCCAAAAAGGAAGAAAAGAGAGGAGAUGAUCUUUUGUCAUCAUACAGACUGCCACAUUUGGAUGACUAUUUUUUUAAUGGCAAUCGGACAGAAUUUGCAAUUUGAGGGUAGGGCUUUAUUUCCUGUUUCUAUUUACCUAAAUAACAUAUGCACUGAUUUUUUACUUAAGAUGAAGGAUUAAUUGACAUCUGGGAUGCCAGAAAACAUAGAGGUUUGUUUGUUUGCUUGUUUUGUUUAGGUAUUUGGGGAUUUAAAAAAAUAAUCAAAAUGGGAUUUUCUGGUACUGCUUUACAAUAAUCAUUGAGGUCUUUCAGCACUUUACACUUUCUAAUUUCUUAUCCUGUGGAAAUUAUCCCUCUUUCUCUCAUUUUCAUGUCACCUGAUGUAAUGGUACAAAUGAGAUUUAGUCAUACUUUUCUGACUGUCAAAUUUUUUUUUGAAAUGGUACUGGAUUAUUAGUUUUAUGCAAAUAUUUGGGAAAUGUUAAUGACUCCACUUGGUUCUGGACCAGUUCUGUUCAUUGGUGUCAACAUACUAGAAACAAUUAGCAAUGAACCUAUUUCACAUAACAGGUGCAAAGAAAGACCAAGUGAACUUUGCAAUAUUAACCCUUUGCAGUAAUCAUAUUUUGCUGCUGCAUAUAUUGCUAAAAUGAUUUUAAUGGUUGUCUCAAGGCAAAGGGCUAUUCUUUAGUAUACUGCCACUAAAGGACACUUAUUUAUAUAAAACUUUUAUUUUUAGAUAUUAUAAGCAUACCAUACAUAACUGAUUAAAUUGAUAUCUACUAAAGUUUUAUGGUAGAGAAUGAAUGGCAUUUAAUAACUGGAGCCCUAGAUUGUCACUUUAUUUAAAAAAGACAAAUAAUCAUCUGACAAGACAGCACUGUUGCCAUUAAGGAGAGAAAUAAAUUGCUGUCAUUAUCAUGUACACACUAGCUGUGCUCCAUAUGGUCACAGAACUUUCUAAAACCGUAUCUGUCUGCUUGAAGUAGACUUGUGUUUGUUGAGAAUGGAAAGGCUUUUUUUUUAAGUUUCCAGGGUGACAGUUUAUAAAAACAGCUGAGUUCCAAAGGAAAGCAAAAAACAAAAAGAAAGGAAGGAAGGAAGGAAGGAAGGAAGAAAAGAAAAGGACUAUUUUCUAAGUGGCUAGACUCAUUGUUACUCUCUUAUACUGUGAAAGUCCAAGAAGUCAGGCAACAUUGUUUCUUAGGUCUUUUGAGACAUCUUAUUGUAGAUGAAUGAAAGGUUUUCAAUCCAUGAAGAAAAUCACUAAGUGCCUCUCUUUCUUCAAAGCAAUAUUAUUUCCACGUGUAUUAGUUUGUUGGAAAACUUUCCCACAGGAAAGGUUUUGAAUUGCCUGUACUGUAAUGAGUUAUUUAUGUUCAGUAUUCAAGACUUUGUACAUGGACAUAAACCACUGUCAUAUAGUCUCAGCAGAAUGCAUUACAUAAGUAUAUAUAAUAAUUGAGGACUUUCAUACAAAUGUGGGAUCAGACGGAUUCACCAGACAUUUUUCCAUGACUAAGUCUUACCAUUAAAGUAAGAAAAAGAGUUGAAGAGAAGUUUUGCACACAGAAAAAAUUUCACUUUAAAAAAUAAUAUUGGUAACCUAGAAGGCAUAGACAAUAAUGCACCAGUCAUAAAAUUAUGUCAGUUAUAACAUUACUAAGGGGAUGCCCAUUCCCAAACUAAAUCUUACCUGCUUAAGAGAACUAAAUUUGCCUUUUGCAAGUACAACAGAAUCACCCUGUGCACAUGUCACAUGUACACAGAUCAUCACAUGGAGCUCCCUACCUUACAUGGCUGUAUGAACACAUCAUGCUACACAUUCAGCAUGGGGUGAGCAUUCAGACUUGAUUCCUGUUGAACAGUUCAUUGCCUUAAAUUUUAUUUAAUAAGUCCUUCCUAAAUAAAUUUGAAAACAAACAACAACAACAAAAACCCUAAUCAUUUAGAGCUCUUUCCCCAGCUCUUUAUCAUGCAGUUGCAAUAGAGGAAGAUGGAAUGAAUUUGCAGUAUUAAGUGGAUACAGGUUUUAUGAACAGGCUUUGAUGCUAUGCCAAAGAGAAAACUGUCCCAAUUAAACUAGAUUCAAUGGGGUGGCUAAAAAUAAAUUAAAACACUGGAAAUUACCUUUCUCACUUUCUCUUGAUGCAAUGAAGGGAAUAUGACACUACAGUCUGUGGUGUUCUCAGUGUUAUAUGAUGCACAAAAUAUUUGGAUUAUUUGAAUAAAUGUUAAUUUUUAAUCAAUCUGUGCCUUAAUAGUGACCGGUUAUCUGUAAAUAGAGAACAGAUACAGAUUGUAUUUUUGUGUGGGUUUUUGUCCUUUUAGUGAUUUUUUUUAAUGAGAGAUGGAAUUAAACAUUGAAAAUGGGAAUUUUUUUCUAAACUAAUCAAUUAUUAUACGAAAAAUAAAUUUAUAUAAUCCCUUUGUAUUGCCCUUGCUA
Molecule: messenger RNA, 5513 nt
Organism: Suricata suricatta (meerkat)
Lineage: Eukaryota; Metazoa; Chordata; Mammalia; Carnivora; Herpestidae
Gene: BICC1
Product: BicC family RNA binding protein 1
Exons: 21
Coding region: 1-2925 (974 amino acids)
Cellular component (GO): cytoplasm
Molecular function (GO): RNA binding; protein binding
Source: RefSeq, a predicted model, not a curated record